AUGGAGAUCGUCGUUGGUGAUCAUACGAUUGCAUCGAAGCGAUCACUGAAACAUCUGGGAGUGAUGAUCGAUGUCCGGAUAAUUUUAAAUGGCCACGUCGAUUUCGUCUGCGAAAAGUCGGCGAAGGCUAUGAGCGCAAUAGCAAGGAUCAUGCCAAACGUUGGCGGUCCAAAUAGUAGCACCAGGCGUCUACUAGCUAGUGUCUCGUCAUCGAUACUGCGGUAUGGGAUCCCCGCUUGGGGUAAUGCGCUGGAAAACAAGCGGAACCGUAGAAGGCUACAGUCGCGAGCGCCUACAGAACGAUCUCGUCGGAGGCAGUAUGCGUUAUCGCCGGGAUGGUCCCUAUCUGCAUCAACCUAG
Messenger RNA from Armigeres subalbatus, 360 nucleotides. RefSeq lists its product as uncharacterized. The record is from RefSeq and is a predicted model, not a curated record. The coding region runs from base 1 to 360 and encodes 119 amino acids. The transcript has a single exon. Lineage: Eukaryota; Metazoa; Arthropoda; Insecta; Diptera; Culicidae.